Molecule: messenger RNA, 1204 nt
Organism: Capsicum annuum
Lineage: Eukaryota; Viridiplantae; Streptophyta; Magnoliopsida; Solanales; Solanaceae
Product: protein IQ-DOMAIN 18-like
Exons: 4
Coding region: 1-876 (291 amino acids)
Source: RefSeq, a predicted model, not a curated record
AUGACCCUCCAAUGCAUGCAAUCUCUUGUUCGGGUGCAAACUCAGGUGUGUGAUCAACGUAGAAGGUUAUCCUGUGAAGGAGUUAGUUGUGGUUCCUUAUUCAGAGAGGCAAAAAGCAUUCCGGAGCUUUAUCUAUGUGACAAGGAGUCCACUUCAACAAAUCAAGCUACUACUCUGGAUAAUGAUGGUUAUGAUCAUUUUCAUGCACUAGAAGAAGUUGAAGUUUUGUUACAAAGAGCAAGGGAAGCUGCUAAAAAGCGCGAAAAUACCCUUGCUCAUGCAUUCUCUCGGAAGAUGCGGACCUCGAACAAGAAUGAAGACUCGAGUAGCAAUGCAGAGCUUGACGAGGACUUCAGAAAUUUUCACAUGACAAAUGUGAAAAGCUGCAAAACUCUCAGCAGAUCUUCAUGUGAUCAGCCAAGAAAUAGCAUAAACAACAUUGAAAUCGACACGGCUUGUUCUUAUAAUUCUGACUCGGAUACCGAGUUUUGGAGAUUACAUCAUCAGUACUAUCAGGAGCAGCAAAAGAAGUUCUAUUCAUAUGCAUUCCCCUCUCCUCUCAACGGCUUGCCCAUGACACCACCAUUUAAGAUUAAAAAUAUCCUAGUUCACUCUGCUAGUCCCCGCUGCAGAAAGGAAGAGAAGAGCCAUCACCCAAUGACUCUUCUCUCCCAUAGAGCGAAUCAUGUUAAUGGCUUUAGCAGGAACUCUGCCAACUGUUGUCCUACUGCUGAUCAUCAGCCAAGUUACAUGGCAGCUACAGCCUCAGCCAGGGCCCGAGAACGGUCACAAAGUGCUCCAAGGCAGAUGCCGAUGACUCCAGAAAGAGGAAUAAUAGCCGCAGCAAAGAAACGUCUAUCUUUCCCUGUUCAAUGAAACAUUGUUAACGUUAGAUCAAAGAUUGGUGAGCUCUAGAUGGAAGUGUACAAUUGUACCUGGAUCAUUAGUCCGAUAGGCAUUAUAACUGCACACGCCCUCGCUCAUGGAAAAUGGAAAUUUGACUGUUCCGCUGGUGUAUCUGUUAACUUUCACCAGCAAGUACAUUAACUCUGCUCACGUUACAUAAGACAGAUGGAAAAAAAUUACCUAGCAUAGGUUUCCUGAGGAUUCCCAUAUUCUUUUACUUGUCAUAAAAAUGACAAUCAGCGUAAGUUAAGGGACUGAAUGAUGGAGUAAAUUAGAUUAAACUGCUUAUGAACUCAAA